AUGAAAAAUGAACACCGCCUCACCGUCGCUACCACUGAGUCGCCGCGCCUCGAUGCUUGGCUCGCUGGCGAAAUGCAGCAGCUCUCACGCGCCCGCAUCCAGACCCUCAUUAAAGAAGGCCACAUCCUCCUCAACGGAAAAAAAACCAAAGCCCGCGCCGCCGUCAAAGAAGCAGACGAAGUCCACCUCACCCUCCCUGAACCAGAGACCCGAGAAAUUCUCCCCCAAGACAUUCCUCUUUCUGUCCUCUAUGAAGACGAAUACCUCAUCGUCAUCAAUAAAGAUCCCGGCCUUGUCGUUCACCCUGCCGAUGGCAACCCAGAUGGCACCCUCGUCAACGCCCUUCUUCACCAUUGCGAUGGCCAACUCGCCCAACUUGAUAGUCCCGAUGACCACACCCGCCCAGGCAUCGUCCACCGCCUCGAUAAAGAUACCUCCGGCUGCAUCGUUGCUGCCAAAACCAAAGACACACACCUUCACCUAGUCAGCCAAUUCGCCGAGCGCCAAACCUCCAAGCACUACCUCGCCAUCGCGCAAUCCGCCCCCGCCGAUGACGAACAAACCGUUUUCAACAACAUCGGGCGCCACCCCGUCCAUCGCCAGAAAAUGGCCGUCGUCAACCCCGGCUCAGGAAAACCCGCCAUCACCGAUUUUCGCCUUCUCCAUACCGCGACCGACGGCACCUCCCUCCUCCUCUGCACCCUCCACACGGGACGCACCCACCAGAUCCGCGUCCAUACACAAUUUCUCGGCCACCCCCUCCUCGGAGAUCCCAUCUACGCCAAACCCGCCCGCCAACCGACCUCUCCCACCCGCCUCAUGCUCCACGCCUGGCAACUCGGCUUCACCCACCCCGCCAGCGGAAAAUGGAUCACCCAUCAAGCUCCCAUCCCUCCAGAAUUUACACCUUGGGCACAACCCGCCGCCGAACAACUUGCCACCAUCCAAGCCACUGACAAAUCACAGCCCUAG
Molecule: messenger RNA, 972 nt
Organism: Nerophis lumbriciformis (worm pipefish)
Lineage: Eukaryota; Metazoa; Chordata; Actinopteri; Syngnathiformes; Syngnathidae
Source: RefSeq, a predicted model, not a curated record